This is a messenger RNA of [Torrubiella] hemipterigena, 4482 nucleotides long. The record is from the annotation of a GenBank genome assembly. Lineage: Eukaryota; Fungi; Ascomycota; Sordariomycetes; Hypocreales; Clavicipitaceae.
UUUCCAUGUGAGUUUUCGUCGCUUAGAUUGAUGCUGCCGACUCCGGAGCGUGGGGGAAGCUAGGAAAAAACUUCCCGUGGCGCACACCCGCCUAUUAAACGUGCCCUUAUUCUCUUUUCCUUUUUGUUUUCUUUUGCUGCAUUGUCUCCAAGAGUAUACAUUGCCUCGUCUUUCUUGGCAUCGGAACGCCGCCAUGGCCAAAGAUCCUAAUGCGCCGUGGUUUCUGCCACUCAUCCACUAUCCGCUGAGCCUCUCCGGCCCACGAACUCCUCCUAAAUGCGCCCAGAAGCCUGACCAGUGCAAAUUUAUGCGUUCGUACUGGAUUAACUGGUACCAAGCCGACUAUGUAUACGGCCAUCCUACCGUCUACUUUCUUGCUACUGCGAUUGCAAUCUUCACAAUCUUUCAUAUUGUCUCUCGUUUUACACCGCAAUCUAUUAAGGUAAAACCAGUAUGGCGCAGGACCAUCUCCCUCUGCCGCUUCGUGGCGUACAAAUCGUUCCAGGUCCCUGGGACUCGGCUGGUAACGCCACCUUUGGGCGCCAUCUUUCUCGUCGCCACUGGCCUCAUCUACUUUUUCAGCAUGGUUCUUGCGCCAGGCGGCUAUUAUUAUCCGUUCGGUGGCCCUAACACAAAUCUUCCGCCUCUCUCCGCGAGGACAUCAUGGAUGAUGCUUGCGUGCUUGCCCUUUGUCAUAAUCCUCGGCGUCAAGGCCAGCCCAGUCAAGUUUGUCACUGGCAUCUCCCAUGAAAAACUAAACGCCUGGCAUGGAUGGAUUGGAUGGGUCAUAUUUGUUCUUUCCAUGGUCCACGCAUUUCCAUCCAUUGUGUUUCGAGCCCGCAAUGGACAGCUGUUUGCUACCUUUACCAAAGAUGGUGUCUACCUCACUGGCAUCAUUUCCAUCUGCAGCUUGGCUAUUCUCACCAUUCUCUCUACAAGAUGGGUUCGCGCCCGCUUCUAUGAAGCCUUCAAAGCUAGCCACAUGUUCUUCGUCAUUGUCUUCCUCGUCUUUGUCACUUGCCACGCGACAUUUGCCUUGACAGCCUGGAACUUCUUGAUUGCCAGCAUGGUCAUUUAUACCUGCUGCCUCCUCUAUGCUGUUUUCAGAACACUGUUUUACCAUGGAAUCACUCGCACGGCUCGCAUCCGCCUUGAAACACCGCACACCCUGCGUAUAUCCAUCCCUUCCAACUCAAAAUGGAGACCUGGUCAACACAUGUAUCUACGAUUCUUAACAAGCUUGGGUCUCAACGCGUUGAGUUCACACCCUUUCUCCAUCUGCACGCUACCUGCUCCCGACAAUGGCGAAAUGGUCUUUUUUGUACGCCCCAGAGGCGGCAUUACCAAGCGUCUCGCUACCUUGGCUUCCAAAUCGCCUGAUAGAACUUUGCCCGUUCUGCUAGAUGGCCCAUAUGGAGGGUUUUCGCCGAGAUGGUCCGAGGGAUUUGACAGGACAAUCAUCAUUGCUGGAGGCUCUGGUGCUGGAUUCACACUUGGAGUUAUUCAAGAUUGGCUGCGGAUUGCGGUCGGGUCUGCUCGACAGCUUGCUGUUGUCAUCGCCACUAGAGACACGGAAAUGCGUGAAUGGUACAUGGUUGAAUUACACCGCAUUCUACAGGAGCAAGGCAUAUCUUCCUUAGUGGAUGCAUCUACUAUCUCGGUAUCUAUUCACGAGACCAGUGACGCCUCAUCUAUCAAUACUGUGACGUCGCCGUCGGCGCCUGAGCUGGUAUCUGACGUAGAGAAGAAGCUGGUCGUUGAAGAUCCCACAAGUCCCAGCUCCGAGAACACAUCGUCCAUCUCUUCAUCCGGAAUAACAUACUCAACAACACGACCAGAUCUUUAUACUCUGGUGUCAGAGUACGCGGCUGUGGCCCAAGCAACUGUUGGUGUUGUUGUUUGCGGCCCAACAACCAUGAUUCACGACGUCUCCGACGCUACGGCAGAUAUCCAGCGCAAGAUUAUGGCAGGGGAUCCCAAAACUGCAUCGGAGCUUUGGAUGCAUAGCGAACCAUUCUCCUAUUAAACCAAAGUAUAGUACCAUAGAGCAGCAGUAUAUACAUAAACAUGUUCAGUUCCCAAAACAUUAAAACAGUCCAAACGCCAACCGAAGUUCUGCUAGCUAUAAAAUACACAUGACUCCGUCAUGAUGUCGUCUGUACCUUAUCACCGACCUGUAUCGCUGCAGUGCUCGAAGCCGCACUCUGAUUGUGUUUCAUGUGCAUCCCAAAAUAUACCUUGCCGUUUAUCCUCCUAGUUUUUGCCAAUGUAAGGUACGGCUCUUGUCCCUUUUCACCUGUUUCUUGAUCCACGCAGACCAUCUGGCAUCGUCGACAUGGAGCCAACACAGAGAAUGUUUGUUCACCAAUACGUACGCACGUCCAGUUAUCCUCCGACCAAGCUUGAUUUCCUGGUCCGGAGAGAAUUAUGUUGGCCCGAAAUGAUGCUGGAGAUACUUCAAUUCCACCGUUCGCUACAAUGGUUUUGUUCAAAGCAUCAAUGCUCGCGCUAUGAACCAUCAAAAUUGGGCUCUCGUUGGAUAGCAGCAGUUUCGGUGCGUCUGAUUGCUCGCUAUCCGAGUCUGGAGGAGAAGGGACGUCUGAUGGGAAUGAUCCUGGUAUCGGGUUUCGAGUAAAUGCUGAAGGACUAUUGUAAGCUGUUAACAACUUUGACAGUCUGCUCUCUUGCCCUUUGCCUCCAGGUGGGAAGCGGGCCAAGAAACAUGGGGCGCCAACAACGUCCGAAAAGAAGCUAUGGAUUGCAUUGUCAGAGUAAACCUGUGCCGACACAACAUCCCCGCAAACUCGUGAGAAGAUGCUAUUGUCGGCGCCUCUGAAAACGGUAGGGUCGGCAGACAGAGGGACGCUAACUUGGCAACUGGGUUCUCCUUGCCCGGCAUAGCGUACUCGCAAAACCCCAGCCUCGAAAUCGAUAGUUGGUUUUAAAAGAGCCAUCUUUGGAUAUCGCUUUUGAUUCAGUGCUUGUCCGGAGCCCUGAUGCACAAGACACCAUUCCCUGUCCCAUUUUAGUCCCUCGGGUUGAAGUGUCCAUGGCAUACCAUCUGGCACUACAAACCCACCACAGCUUUUGAUAGGAUAUACAAUAAUGCUCUUGAGGGAAAGUGAAGUAGGUAUAGAUGUGAUGGUCGGUUCACCUGUGCCAACCACAGCAUGGUGUUCCUGGAAGAACUCUUGGACAAAACUGAUAAAUGCAUCAGCAUCGGCUUCAGUGCUCAUAGCUCCGAAGCUGACACGGAUAACACCUGCUGGUUUGCCAUUCAACGCACUACUAUCCAUUCCACAUCUGAAUCCAGCAGAAAAGUUUUGGCGUAGCUCCCAAGGCUCCAAGUUGAGUGCGGCGGCUAUACCACCUGGACUGCACGCGCUACCAGUUCGAACAUGGAUCCGUUUUAGAACUGCGAGCUUUUCAAACUCCUCCAAGGAUGUCCAUUGUCCGAAUUGGUUCCUCAGAUUAAGGGCAAUGAUGGGUCCAGAUAGCUCUUCUGCAGGAUUAUCAGAGUAAACAUGACAGACUGGCCGUCCGUUUCCAUGCCGAAGAGUGGUCAGUGCUGAAUAUGUCCGCUCUGUCAAAUAUCGUGUAUGCUGUUUAACAGUUUCCAUGGACCCAUAGAGUCUUCUUUGGGAAUCUAGGGCUAUACCGGCCGCAAUGAUAUUGUGAAAUGGGAGAGUGCCAUCUUCCAGUGCUUCGUGUAGAAAAGAGGUUUUGCGAGCGCUCCAGUUCUCUUUCGAACAUACCACCAAAUCAACAGUGCCGCCGCCGAAAUACUUUCGCUUGUUGAAGAUAUUAGCGGCAUCAUUCUUAACCAAUAGGACACCAAGGUCUGGGAAUCCGAAUAUUUUGUACAAGCUCAAGACCACAAAAUCAGCGUCAAAAUCUGGGUGACUCAUAUCAAGCGGUGACGUCGAUGCAUAUGAUGCACAAUCCAAAAGUGUGUAAGCCCUCUCACUUGUAUGAGCUUGUUUUAAUUGUCGAGUCCAUGAGAUUGGAUAUUGCCUCCCAUCUAAAUGUGAUUGCGCUGAGUAAGAGUAUAAUGUCGGCAUUGGUUUGGUGGAUUCAGAGAAGAUGCUUUCGCCUUCCAGGAUAGUUGGUACGUCUUGGUUUGAAAAGCAUAUGCUCUCCACCGCCUCCUCACGAAUUCCAAUGACACUGGUAUGGCAAGCUUGAUGAUAGGCAUACCGAAAGGAAUCAAAGUUGGAUCGCAUCCCUUCCAGAACGAGUUUAAUGCCGGCUGUGGCAUUGGCGACAAACACCAGAUCAUACUGCGAAGACGAGGCAUUGAAAAAGUUGAGCAGUCGCAGUCGCACGUCAUCGAUUCGCGUUGUCGAAAGCUGAGAUGGUGUUGAACCAGAGUGAGGGUUUCCGUAGAGUGUUGACGUUAGUUCAGUCGCAAGGUCCUGCAUGAGCGUUUUGGAGGGUGCUGUUGAUCCAGCAUGGUCAAGAUAUGUUGCAUCUGGAUAUAGA